This is a messenger RNA of Topomyia yanbarensis, 2204 nucleotides long. It is a transcript of the gene Kpc2, whose product is annotated as ubiquitin-associated domain-containing protein 1. Lineage: Eukaryota; Metazoa; Arthropoda; Insecta; Diptera; Culicidae. The record is from RefSeq and is a predicted model, not a curated record. Gene Ontology annotation, molecular function: protein binding. The transcript is spliced from 6 exons. Bases 310 to 2001 code for a protein of 563 amino acids.
CUGAACUGUCACAUUAUUUGCUGUUUGUUCAUGUCCGCGAGUCUUUUACAAACUGUCCGUCACUGCAGAACGGCACAAGAUAGACAAAAAGCAAUAUUUUCCUUCGUUGUAGCUUGUGUGCGUGUGAGCAAAACAGAGUCACAGGAACAUUAUAUUCAUUUUUGCAAUGUUUAGUUCCCACUGGAUUGGAUCGAAAUGAUACGUGUACGAGGCUGGCAGUAGAAAUUUGCAUGUGACCUAAUUAGAUUCAGCAGUGUAGGGUGCUGUCUCGGCAAAGGUGCGGCGAAAUUAGGUAGUAUACAGGAAAAAAUGAUUCCCUGGGUGCGGGAAAAAAUUGCCGAGCGGAAGGCUCGUUGGCAGCAAUCUAGAAAGCAACAACGGGAUGCUGCAGCAGCAGCUUCUACUACUCCGAGUGGGUCGCCAAGUAGUGGGAGCAGUUCGUCUGUGUUGGCAUCGCCUGCUGGAUCAAGCAAUCGUGGAAGCUCGGCUAGGAAUUUUAGGUUUUCAAGCAAACUUCAUGGACAACAACAGCAGGCAACGACUUCCACGGAUCGAUUGAACUGCUGCAAUGUAGACUCCGGACGAGGCGCGACGGCGAGCUGUGGUGUUACGUCCGGCGAGGAUCAUCAACAGUUCCGUCAAACGAUUCCCCUGAAAAUUAUCAGUCCCCGUGGUGGAAUCGUUGCCCUCGAGAUGUCUCGUGACAGUACUGGAACGCAGUUAAAAACACAGGCCCUGGAAAGUUUUGCCUGUUGUUCCUUCUCUCUGCCGCACUUUUCGUCCGAUUUGAAUGAGCUGGUUGAACGAUACAAACUGAUCAGGGCACGGAACCGGGUGGUGUUUCAGGAUACUGAUACGCUGGAACAGCUAAAUGUGCGUGCUGAAGAAGAGUUCAUGCUGGUGGUGAAACGCACGGAUUUCAUCCCUCCCGAGGAAAGUGUCAAAGGACCGACAAUUUCAGAGGUAUUGGCUGCCACCAAACAUAUCCCACUAUCUCGCAGCAAUCAGUCAACAAGCAACUUGAAUUUGGCUCUAUUACAGACGGAUUUGCAGCAAGACCUCCGGCGAAUAUUAAUUUCGUUGGCACGCGCCUCUGCCUUUGUGAUAGGUUCGGGAGCUUGUGCCGAUAAAUUGAUUGCGUUGUUCAGGCAACGCCUUAUUAACCGUCGCCGGCAUCAGGUGCGCUCGAUAGAAACACUUCUGGAAAUGGGGUUUUCACUGGAUAAAAUACAUCAAGCUUUAGAAAUCACCAAAAACAUCUUCCCAGCUGCGUUGGAUUGGCUGAUACAGAACGAUAGCUCGGUGAAGUUGCUAAACUGUGAUAGAACUAGUCCUUCACCGAAGGAGGUCGGUAACGUGAACAACGAAGCGACCACCAGCAGUAGAGAGCACAACAAUGGUCUUACACAAGACCUUGCGGAACGAAACAUCGAACAACCGAGAAAUACCUCUACCGAUUCGUCAUCAAGAACCCCCAGCCCUACGAACGAAGCAUUAGCGAAACAGGAAGGCACGGACGAGGACACUGAAACGAAAUUUCUAAAUAAAAUUGAAAAUGUUAACACACUGCUGGAUAUCAUACGACAGUAUGCCGAUCGUGAUGUUUAUCCUUCGUCGGAAACGGUAGCGUCAAUUGUUGAGAUGGGUUUCAGCGAAAGGAACGUACGGGAAGCUCUGAUAAUGACUAGAAAUAACCAGGCGGCAGCUUGCGAAUGGUUGCUGGGCAACAGGAGCAAAAGUUUGACUGAGUUAAGGAACGGAAUGUCCACUGAAUCCCCCAUUCUGCAGGUGCUACUAGCUUCUCCUCAAGUACAAAUUAGUUUAGGCAAUCCAAAGAUGUUCAUUGCACUCCUCUCUAUGCUGGAUAACUCGUCAACGAUGACGAUGUGGCUUAGUGAUAACGAAACCUCCGCAGUUCUCGGGCACAUCCUGCGGACGUACCACGAGGAAAAACACAUUGUGGCAAUCAACCAGUUCAGUAAUGCACAAAGCUUUAACUAAUCACUCGCAGUACCUAGACAGAGCAACACUAGCUACUCGAUCUUUAUUUUUGUAUAGGCACAGAGCUAAAUCAAACGAUAUUUAUGCAGAAUAUAACAAAAACUAAAGGAAAUGGACGAUGUAGACAGAACUAAAAGAUUUGUAGUUUGUAUCAGUAGCGGCUUUAGCGCAAAUUCUAGCGUCAAAUAAAGCUAUCUUAAAAC